AUGUUGCACAGUCCGCCGGUCCGCGACGUAUCGACUCCCGAUGGCGUAACCCCGAGUGCCGAUCCAGCCGCGAGUGGAUCCAAAUCGCCUCACGUACCAACACCGCCCGUUCCGAAUACCCCGCGUGUACCAGAGCCGUCCGCCUGCGACGCCAUGCUUAUGCCGCCCGAAUCGCAGAUUGACACUUUGAAUGCCAUGCAGCUGAAACCACCGGAGAUGGACACCACUGACAUUCAAACCUUUUUCUUCGCAUUGGAAAACUGGUUCGAUGCGUGGAAUAUCACCACGAACCAACAUAUUCGCCGUUUUAACAUUCUUAGAACGCGUAUACCGCUUCGUGUCCUUCCUGAGCUUCGCCCCCUGUUGGAGAACAUACGACAGUACGCUACGGACCGUUACGAGGUAGCAAAGCGUGCAAUAAUUGAGCACUUUGAAGAGUCGCAACGAAGCCGCUUGCAUCGUCUGCUUGCCGAAAUGAACCUCGGGGACCGAAAACCAUCGCAGCUAUUAGCGGAGAUGCGCCGCGCCGCAAAUGGAGCAAUGACGGACUCUAUGCUGGUAGAUUUGUGGAUCGGCCGUCUCCCGCCAUACGUCCAGUCCGCCGUUAUUGCCACUAACACGGAUACCAACGAUCGAGCUAAAGUAGCAGACUCUGUUAUGGAUUCGUUCGCGUUAUACCACCGAACGGGCCCGUACCAAACCAUCCACGAAGUACGCAACGAGGACUUCGAACGUCUUUCUCGGCACGUAACGGAAUUAGGUCAGCGCUUGGACGCCGUACUGAGCAAGCUCAACGAACGAGAACGCGCGCGACCACGCUCACGUACCCGGCAACGUCAACCGAACCAGGAUGCGGUAACACCCAGCGGACACUGCUAUUACCACACGCAGUACGGGCAAGCGGCGCGGAACUGUCGUGCCCCCUGCUCCUUCAACAAUCGGCGGCAGAGUAGUAACUCGGCCACUGUUUCCGAUUGA
Anopheles coluzzii is the source of this 978-nucleotide messenger RNA. RefSeq lists its product as uncharacterized. The transcript has a single exon. The record is from RefSeq and is a predicted model, not a curated record. Lineage: Eukaryota; Metazoa; Arthropoda; Insecta; Diptera; Culicidae. Bases 1 to 978 code for a protein of 325 amino acids.